AAAUAAUGUUUUAUUAGACUUAAGAAUUUAUAAAAUUAUUAUAUCAGUAUCCAUGAAUAAACUACAAGAACUACAGGUUAUUAUAUAUUUUCAUUAGGGCGUCCAGUUGCGAUUAGUUGCCAAUACCUUUUGUUUCGACUUCAUACUAAUCUUUUGACAGAGCACUUUCUUUGUGCAUAAGGCUUAUUUUAAUUAUUCUCAUAAAUUUACAAGUGAAACAAUCCAAAGCCAAAUUUUGUGUCACAAUAAUUUUCAUAUCAUUAAAAACGCAAAACAAAAAUGAUACUUUAAUAUCAUUUUUCGAUUACUGAUUACUGAUUUUUAUCAUGGGUUAGGUAAGUGCUAAUUUAUAAUUCUUAAAACUACUAAAUUUUAUAGAAUUAUCUUCAAUAUCACAUCAUAUGUAUGCACAUCACUAUUAAAUUUGUUACAUUUAUUGUUGUAUAGAUAAAAAACACGCGUAUAUACAUUUGGAUUACCUGAAUAUCUCGAGAGAAAAGUAAAUCUUCACCAAAGUUGGAAGACAUGGAGAAUUUCGGCAAUGUCGGCGAGGGCGAUAUAGGACAAAUUAAAAAAAAAAAAGUUCCACUACGAUUUCGGAAUGAUUUCGGAAAACGAUGGCAUCGUUUUCGAGUUCUAACGUCGCGUUCAUGUAUUCUUCGAGGUUCUUAUGCAAUGAACGAUCGUCGCUUCAAGUUCAAAAGUCGAGGACGGCAAGCGACACCGUGCUCGGUGGUGGCCAUCGUUUACGGUCGCCUGUUUGAACCGAAGGAGUGGACGAAAGAUCACAUCGAUCAAGUACUAGAAUACGGUGACAAAUUGUUUCGUGUAAGCUUGACAAGGAACCCACUAAAAGACGAAGAAUACAUGAGAGCCAAUCUUGUACACAACGAGUUCUAUAUUGGUUUCUACAAAGUUCUAGUUAAUAUCGAGGACAGCGGUAUUCAUGGCAAUCUCUUUAGCGAAUCAGUUGGCUAUUCGGAUUUUGCUGAAGGUCUCCAAAAAUUUCUAAAGAACAACGAUUCCGGAGUAAUCACUGCUCAGGGUAGUUCCGUCGCAAUAUGGCGUCACGCUGACGAUUCGGAUAGUUUUUUUUAUUAUGAUCCAGCAUCAUGUGACGAAACCGGCCUGCGUUGUCUUGAUGGUACAGCUUGCCUUCUGAGAUUUAAAAACAUAACUGAUUUGCACGACCAUUUGCUGAAGAAUCUGAAUUCGCGUUAUAAUUCUCGAUAUUGCAUCGCUAAGGUCAUCAUAUUGCGUGUCACAGAGGUCGGUCGUGGAUUCGUUGAUCGUCUAGCCGAAGUCACUGGUCCACCGAUAGUUCGAAAAAGCGUAUUACGAUCCAUUAAUCCCGUGGAUGUCGAUGAUCACAAAGUGGAUUGCACCAAGCCCGUACCUAAAGAGGAAAAGCUGCAUACACUCGCAAGAGUACGGAAAGAACCUUUGUCCAUCACUAUUUCAAAUUAUAGCAUCGAUCGCCGCUUCGCCACGGAGCUGCUGGUGAACCGAAACAAUUUUGACACGGGAUAUUCAUACGAUGACAUGCGCGUGAACGUACCGUCUACGUUUAGAGAGUUACCCGACAAAAUAGCUAUUCUUCAUGGUCUGACCCAUGAAGACAAUGAGACGUACAAGGGCAGGGGCGCACAAAAUGUAGCAAAUUGCGUAAUGGCUAUUGGUAUGAAGAAGGUGCAUCCAGUAAAGACAUGGGUAAGAUCAAAGCUCGACGAGAUUCUGACGUUAGGCGACUCGUUGUACGCUAAAGUUAAAUCCGAUAAGCCGAUGAUAAAGACAAUAACGGCUGCCGAUUUAGACGACACAAAAAUUCAAAUAGAAGAUCAUAAAUUAGUGAUAGAUGUCGAUCUGAUCACCGUGACCGGUACAAUUAGCUCGAAAGUGCCAUCGGUGUUAAACCUGAAGCAGGCGUUGGAAGAAUUUUUUCUGCUGAACGAGGAAGGCGUGAUCGAAACAACUUCAAUGGCAGUAGCAGUCUGGAGCGAGGAUGAUUGUUACUAUCUGUUUGAUCCACGAUCUUGCGAUGCUGCUGGGAUAAGGAUAAGAGAAGAGAAGACUGUCACAAAGACUGCUGCGGGGAGGGGUAAGAAGGAGAAAUCCGAACAGAAGGAUAAAGAAGUAGGACAUUGUUGCGUGAUUCGAUUUCCAGACGUGGAUUCUUUAGUUGCGCUGCUCUUGCAGAACGUUGAUCCUACGAGAAAGAAUGACCGAUUCACCAUCCGACAUGUUACGAUCGUGGAGGAUGUGCCCGGUACUCGAGCUUGGAAUGAGUUUCAGCCUGGUAUGGCGGGUAAGACAUGGGUGUUGCGAGGCGGAAUAUCCAACGUGAACGAGUUAUUCGAGGAGGAGAAUCAAGGAGUUCAAGGACUUGCCAUGCCAGUUGUGGCCUUGGUGAGUGCGAGAGAAACGCCAGCGGCAAAAUGGAAUAGCGAGACCAUCGACCAAGUGAUCAGGGAGGGCGACGCUUAUUACAACUGGUGCAAACCUGCCGAAAUGGAAGAAGAAACUGAAAGAUUGUUUCUUGUUCGAGAUCUCAAGAAGAACUUGUACUUAAAAAAUCGAAAAGUAGUUAUCGAUAUCGAAGAAGCGACGGUUGUCGGCGACUUAUCAGCAUCGGAUGAUUCUAAAGUGCCCAAUUUGAAAAAAGGGUUGCGUCAAUUUUUCGACAACAAACGUUAUGGAAUAGUCGAGGCGAAAAGACUCUCGGUGGCAGUUUGGAAAGAGGAAGAAGAGAUCAAAAACAAAGAUAAAAAAGAGCAGACAUUUUAUUAUUAUUUCGACCCGAACCCUCGUGAUAAAUUAGGUCAAUUAUCGGCGGAAAGAGACGAAGAGAAUUCUGCCUGCUUGGUACGCUCUUCGGAUCUGUCCUCGUUAGCAGAUCUCAUUAAAAAGAAUGCAGGACAGGAUGUCGAAGGUGAAAACGAUUUUAUGAUACACGAAUUGAAAAAUGUCUCUAUCGGUACGCUAAUGACAAACGAGGAGAUCGAGGCAGACAAACAGAAACCGAUCGUACCAAAUUUGAACAAUUAUUCCAACUUGGGCAACACUGGAGCUUUACUUUUGGGUACCAUCGAUCAAAGAAACGAAUUGGCUUUCAAACGAACGACGAGAGAUAAACAACAGGCCGCUAACUCUCUAACAACCUUGGCCAUGACAAAACUUUAUGAUCCUCAUCUGUGGUAUCGCGAGCUUGUAGAUGACAUCUUGAGAAUAGGCGAUAAACUCGCCAACGAAAAUCUGAAGAAUCUACCUGAAGUGGAAGCUGAGGGGGAAUCUCCCAGGAAUUAUCUUCUCCCCUCGGACAUCGCAGAGGACUUCGCCAUAGGGGUUAAUCGAAUGUCGAUUGGUCUUGAAGAAGAAUCCAUCACCGGAAGAAUGACUGACGUGACAGGACUGCUGGAACAGUUUUUCAAGGAAAAUGCGAUGGGAGUUUUUCGUCAAGGUGACGUAAUGAUGCCGAUUUGGAAAGAGGGCGGGGUGUUCUUCACGAUGGAUCCCUUCACGAUGGAUCCCAGAGGCAGGAACGCCCAAGGCGAACCGAGGGAUAAGGACGGAGCUGCAGCAGUAAUGUGGUUCACUGACAUUCCCUCGUUAGCUAGAGUCCUUCAGCCAGUUACACGGCAAGCUGACGACUUCGCCAUCGAUGCCGUCUCAAUUGAGAAUGUAUACGAGACGCGAGUGGCUAAAGCCCAACGUGUUAAGAAAACCACUUCCGGUGAAGAUCUGUGGCAUCAUUUUCCCAAAAUUGCCGAGAGUGUCUGGAGUAUUGACGGAAACAUCACUAUGACAGACGAGAAGUUUGAUGAGGCAAACCGCGGCAAGCAAAGUGCAGCCAUCGCCGCGAUGGCCAUCGUCUUCUCCAAGGUUUAUCAACCGAGACAGUGGACACCAUCAGUACUUGAUGAAGUUAUCGUUACCGGCGACAAGCUGCACUCGAAGUGCGUCGAAAGACUUGGCAACGGUUCCAUACCUCUAGUAAAUGAAAUCAUCAGCGAGUUUUUUCUGUCCUCUCGGCGCAUCGCUCUAACAAUCAAAGACUGUGUUGAAGCGGGUAGUCUUACCGGUAGGCCUCCCAAGAUUCAAGAUUUGAAAAGCGGAAUCGACAGUUUUUUCAACAAGUACGAAACUGGCGUGUUGACCGUACGAGGAAACCAAAAUCUAGCUAUAUGGAAGGUCAAUAACGCGUGUUAUGCUUUGAUACCCGAUUGGUCUACUACUACAGAAGAAAUCGUGUCAACGAUACCGCGAGUGAUCAGAUUCAAGGACACGAGCUUCCUUGUAGAAUAUCUUCUACAGCAGUUGGGAACCGAAGGCGAUUAUCAAAUUACCGCGAUCGACGUACUGGACUGGAAUAAACCGCCACCUGAGAAACUCGAUCCUAGUCCGGCGAUUCGACCGGCGAAUCUGCCUCCUCUGAACGCUUAUAGAAAAUUACGAGGUGAGGCGCGUGCUAUCUUGCGUGGAAGUUAUCAUCAAAAUGACAACAUCUUUCCCGAGACGCUGCGCGGUCGACAGACAGCAGCGAAUUGCGUCGUUGCGCUCGGUAUGUCGGUCAUCAAGAGCCCCGUUACCUGGACGAAGAAAACUAUGGAUGAGAUCCUAGCGAUUGGCAAUGGCGUUUACCAAGAGACAAAAAGAUACAGACCCGUUGAGUUGAGACCGAAACCGAAGGACAUUAUUCGAAUAUUUUAUAUAGGUGUCAAUGUUUUGACCGUUGAUGUUGAACCUAAUACCGUGAUCGGUUCGGUGGUGGAUGUUUCUGUUGUUUCGGAAGACAAGAAAAAGGGGCGAGAAGAGACGAAAGAAAGGAUUGACAAAGGCAAGAACAAAGCGAUUCAACGACAAGAACAAUCGUUACCUUCUCCGAUUUUACUCGAAGAAGGCUUGCGGAAUUUUUUUCAAGAUAAUCGUGCUGGUAUUCUGGUAACAGAUCGCGGCAUGAUCGCCAUUUGGGAGGAUCUGGGGAUUUACUUCAUGUACGAUCCCAGAGCCAAAAACGAUCAGGGUCUGCCGGAUUCUCGCGGAACCUCGUGCGUAAUGUGGUUCGCUUGUAUGGAACCUCUGUACGAUACAAUCUUGGCGAACAUCGAUCCACGUGAGAGACACGGAACGUUCGAGAUCUGUCGGGUGAUUGUAAAAAACGUUCUGAUCGAAGCAUUGCCAUGCCCAGGUGGUUUUCAACCAUAUUUAGACCGUAAAACUCAAAUUCCCUGUUCAAAAAAGAUAGUAACGUUGAAUGUAGAACCGCUGGGCGAGUACAAAGUCGUGGACGAGGAGCUGAGCGUUCUGCACGGCAGCUUGCACAUGCAUCAUCGCACCUUCAGCUUGAGAAACAGGGGUCUGCAAAGUACAGCGAUCGCGGCGGUCGCCAUUGUAGUAGGGCUACUUCACGUACCAUCCACGUGGUCCUCCGAGCUGAUCGAUGCCGUGGUCAAGUGCGGUGACUCGCUGUACUCGGAUAGUGCACGAGCUGCUCGAUCGGGCGUCAGGAAUCUCUCGCCUAGCGAAUUGCUCACCGUAUUCAUCGUGGGUGACUCGAGAGUCUCCAUUCACGUUCACGAUCACACCACCGCGGGGAUACUUCUCGAUGCCUUCGACCUGUCCGAAGCGCUCGCCAUGUUCUUCCGCGCCAACUGUGCUGGAAUAUUGCACACAACCAAUCUGGCAGUGGCCGUAAUGCAAUAUUACGGUAAAUUCUACAUGUUCGACCCAUGCUCCAGAAACAAUCGGGGCAGACCCACCUAUGAUGGCGCCGCGUGCAUGUUCAAGUGUAACAGUAUCGUAAAGAUGGCCAAAAUAUUCGUAACGAAUUGCAAUCUUAAACGGCCGAAUGUGUAUACUCUAAACGCGGUUAAUGUAUCGAACCUACAUUUCUUCUCGAUCACGAGAGACGUUUGUUCAUCUAAACAUUAAUAUAUAUCUUCUUAUCAACAUUUUAUGUUUUUUCUUUCUCUAUUCGCCAAGUAGAUACAACAAAAUGCAUAUAUGUACAAUCUCAAAGUCGAAGCAGAAGUACGUAAAAUUUUCAGAAUUGGAAAAAAUAUUUUACCAUCUUACAAAAAGCAUGCAAAACUUUCGUGUCUCGUUCGACGAAAGAUAAAUGGAAGUGAGAAAGAAUUCGUACACGCGGCCGACAACGUUCUCAAAGUGCUAAUUUUAUUUAUAGGUUUUCUUUAUGACACAAAUCACUUUUAGCAUCUACAUGAGUAGGAGUACAGGCUAUACGAGAAUGAAUGAUACAGAUCGCUUAUUAAUGUAAAUACAAUGUUCCUUUUCCUCAAUUACACGCGCGCUAUCAGCCUAGAUACUUAGAAAACACUGUACAACGCAGCUGAGAACUGUCGAUUGAUACUUUACAAUAUGAUACAAUCACUCCUUUGAAGCGAGACACGAGCUCCGAACCCGUCUCGAUCGGCACGAGCUUGGUCACCCUCGUCACUUUCGGUGGAAAGGGGUCAUCUGCGUCAUCUGCGACUCGCGAGCAAAUCUCGAUACCCUCUCUUCUCGAGUAGACUAUAGGCCGUAUCGAGCGAGUUUGCUCGCAUACCGAAAAUCGCAUUCCGUGUCCCAGGGGUACAUUUCUCUUUCCAUACCCGGUAACGUCGAACCGCGAGCGAUCCGUCACCGCAAAUCCUAGGUGACAUCGCCUCGUCGUUCCUAACAGAACGAAAAGGGAGACAGUGAGCGUGCUUGAGAUUAGCACCACAAUAUUUUCUUUCCUCGCGGGACAAGUACCGCUUCUUUUUCCCUCGUAGCAUAUCAUUGUUCAUCGGUCUCAUUCGCGCGUUACUCUUACAAUCGCGUACAUUACUCAAGCAAUUUCGCACUCGUCUUAUUUUCGCCAUCGUUUUGCUACGUCUCUAUCACCGCUCGCCGUCUCCUCUUUUCCUUCGCGCACUCGUCUCUCGUGAAACGUUGCUGGUUGUCCUUGCCCCGUACUUAUUCGAUAAAUAGGUACUUCGAUUCUUCGAUCGAACGUCCUUGUACGCACGAGAGUCUACAUUUCGAUUGUAUAAUAUACAGAUCGUUCGAUGAAGCAAAUUGACUCGCGAAAAGGUUUCUACUAAAUGCCGUUUUCAGUCUGUUUAACGAGUUCGAUCGACAAACGAAGAAGGCGGGAAGGAAGGGAGAGAGAACGUCGGCUCGAGUGAUGGAAGGGCAAUGGAAGGAGAGAGAAAAAGAGCAAAUUCGCAUCGAUGGCCCAUGCUCCACGGCCGACGGAACUAGGUUGAAUGGAAUAUAAUGUCAAAAAACAAUAUGUAUUAUCGCGGUAAUAUUGGCAUGACGUUGUUAUGGCACGUUUAGUUCGCUGCUAUACUCGGCGAUGCGUUUCUACAGCGGCUCUUGCUGUACAUACAGACAUCGGAUCAUUUCAGUCGAUGAAAUAAUAAUAAAAAAAAAA
Molecule: messenger RNA, 7417 nt
Organism: Solenopsis invicta (red fire ant)
Lineage: Eukaryota; Metazoa; Arthropoda; Insecta; Hymenoptera; Formicidae
Exons: 4
Coding region: 526-5928 (1800 amino acids)
Source: RefSeq, a predicted model, not a curated record